AGUUGUCACACAAUGUUGGGAAGACGUUGAACCUGCAGCCUCCUGUUCCUGCAGCCUCCUGUUCCUGCCCCCCCCGUGUAACUAAAUAUAGGUCACAAGCUGUCUGAACACACCUCGCUGGAUUUGCUGACAAGCGAGUCUCACUUCCUUUCCUUGACGGGACAGGUCUCCUCGUCCCAGUGCACGCGAGCAGGGAGGGACCGCGCGGCCUCGUUAUCCUGUGCUGAAGACCCGCGGUUGACAGUCGCAGCGAUGAGGGCCGGCGGCGGCACGCAGGUACUGGACCGAGCUGCGGCGACCUGCAUCCUCGCGCUCUGUCUCGGCUGUUUCCACGUGGUCGCCCUCAAGUCGCGACUGUUCACCCGGCUCGGUGGGGCGUCCGACUCCACUGAGAACCCCAUCAGCUAUGACACGUUUUAUUUUGACCAAAAGAUCGAUCAUUUCGGUUUCCUAGAGGAUGGCACCUUCAAACAGAGAUACCUUGUGGCCGACAAACACUGGCAGCAGCCCGGAGGACCCAUUUUGUUCUACACUGGCAAUGAGGGCGACAUCACCUGGUUCUGCAACAACACUGGCUUCAUGUGGGAGAUUGCAGAGGAGUUGGGAGCCAUGCUGGUUUUUGCAGAACAUCGUUACUAUGGAGACUCUCUGCCUUUUGGACAAGACUCUUACAGUGACAGCAAACACCUGAACUACCUGACCUCGGAGCAAGCCCUGGCAGACUUUGCAGUGCUGAUUAAGAACCUGAAGAGCUCUGCACCUGGAGCGCAGCAAAGCCCUGUCAUCGCUGUCGGAGGUUCCUAUGGAGGGAUGCUCGCCGCCUGGUUCAGGAUUAAAUACCCCAAUAUAGUUGUUGGCGCCUUGGCAGCUUCUGCACCGAUAUGGCAGUUCACUGGGAUGGUGCCAUGUGGAGACUUCUACAGAAUAGUCACACGGGACUUCGCCAAGAGUGGGCAGAACUGUGCUGCGAACAUCCGAAAGUCUUGGAUGGCCAUUAACAACGUCUCUUCCACUGCGCCUGGACUUCAGUGGCUGUCAGAAGAAUUCAGUCUCUGCGCCCCUCUAAAAAACGAGAACGAUGCCAUUGGCUUCAAGAGCUGGCUUCAGGAGACGUGGGUGAAUCUGGCGAUGGUGGACUACCCGUACGAAGCCAACUUUCUGCAGCCACUUCCUCGCUGGCCGAUCCAGGUGGUGUGCAAGUAUCUGGCUUUAGAUCCCGCUGUCUCUGACUACCAGCUGCUGCACGGCGUCUCCCAAGCAGCAAAGGUCUACUACAACUAUACCGGAAGCUCCUCCUGCCUCAACACAUCUCAGACGGCCACCAGCAGCCUCGGCUACAUCGGCUGGAGUUACCAGGCCUGCACCGAGAUGGUGAUGCCCAUGUGCACAGACGGCAUCCAGGACAUGUUUGAACCCGAGGGCUGGAACUUCACGGCCUUCUCUGACGAGUGCAGCGCCCUGUUUGGUGUCAGGCCGCGAGCGGACUGGGCAGGCACGGUCUACGGGGGGAAGGACAUCGCCUCGCACAGCAACAUCAUCUUCAGUAACGGAGGACUGGACCCCUGGUCGUGUGGUGGCGUGACCUCCAACAUCACGGAUUCUCUGGUUUCCAUUGUGAUCCCCGAUGGAGCCCAUCACUUGGACCUCCGCUACAGCAAUGACCAAGACCCACCUUCAGUCAGCGCAGCCCGGGAGUUAGAGGUGAUGUACUUUCGAGAGUGGAUCAAGCAGGCGAAAAAGACACCGCAAACCUCUUAGUCCCUGAAGAGCAGAACAAUGUCACCCGACCCAGGUGGCCAAGCUUUAGUUCACGUGACAUUAUUUCACAAGGUGCUCCCUGCACCAUUCUGCCAAAGUUUGUGCUUUAAAAAAAAUAUAUAUAUAUUUUGUAUUAAUGUUGUGGACAAUUUUCUUUCUUUAUAUUGAAUUAUUACCUUUUUUUUAAUAAAAAAUGUUCAACACAACUCUUUAAUGCCAAUGUCAUUAAUCAUGUGAGCAGGGGUUUUUUCAUCUUCAAUUUUCUUUGACCUAGUGAGACACAGUCCAUUUCUUUAUGCCAAAUUAUCCUUUAACAAGGGCUUGGAGAGGCACUCCAUUAUGAGAAAUAAAUGAGCUUGACUCGUCACUUUCUUUGUCAAUACAUUUUUUCACAUCGUCAUCAAAAGACUCGAUCAUCCUCAUGGAAAGAAAAUUUAAUUAAGCGUUUUUUUAAAUAUCCUGUCGAGUGUAGUUUGUUAUUGUUCACAGUGCCUUCCUCGCUCUUUAAGUUUUCUCAUGUCUUAUGUAACCGUUCCUUAAUAUGCUGUCUACCGGUGAAAGGGAUUAAAAAGCUACUAAUAAUA
This is a messenger RNA of Pseudoliparis swirei, 2342 nucleotides long. It is a transcript of the gene prcp, whose product is annotated as prolylcarboxypeptidase (angiotensinase C). The transcript is spliced from 9 exons. Gene Ontology annotation, molecular function: dipeptidyl-peptidase activity; serine-type exopeptidase activity. Gene Ontology annotation, biological process: regulation of blood vessel endothelial cell migration; negative regulation of systemic arterial blood pressure; proteolysis. Lineage: Eukaryota; Metazoa; Chordata; Actinopteri; Perciformes; Liparidae. The record is from RefSeq and is a predicted model, not a curated record. The coding region runs from base 253 to 1758 and encodes 501 amino acids.